Molecule: messenger RNA, 3243 nt
Organism: Bursaphelenchus xylophilus (pine wood nematode)
Lineage: Eukaryota; Metazoa; Nematoda; Chromadorea; Rhabditida; Aphelenchoididae
Source: the annotation of a GenBank genome assembly
AUGUCCAAAACAGAUGAAGAAAAGCCUCCAGAGAAAGCGAUUGUAUUUGAGACGAUCAGACUCCCCUCCUGUUAUAAUGUUGUAUGUUUUCUUUGGAAGCUGUGGGCCUUUAUCGCUAUGGCUGUUUAAUUUCUUUGCUUCAGAAGACUCUCAACGACAAAGUCCUUCGUUCUCAACAUUACAAGUUAAGUGAGAAGUUCAGGGUCAAACAACGACAGCUAAAUCAACUUGAGAAAAGGAUCGAAGAACUCGAGAAUCGGCAUACCUCGGAUGAUCAGCUCAUUUGCGCGUUGAAUCGGCAAUGGAACCUAGUUAGUUAUUCUUCAUGUUAUUUAUUCUGAUUUUAGUUGGACGACAUGCUUAUGGAUUUAUUCCGUCAACAAACAAAUGAGGAUAUUGUAGAUGGGAACUCUUCGAAUCAGAGAAUGGAAAUUAAUUAUUUGACAUUGAUUUCUCAACUCAAUAGCGAUGAAGUUACUCAAAAGUUAGAGAGUAGAGUAAACUUUAGCAAUGAAUCCUUUGCCCGUCUCUUGCGAUGUAUAAAUGGAAUUUCGAGAAGGAGAGAUCGGAUAUUAUCCCUCUUGUCCAAGAAAGAAAAAGGUAUAAAAAAUUCUUUUAUUGCUAUAUUUUUAGAUGCGUGUUCUGUGGAUGAUGAGGACAGUCAACUAACGGCGGAGACGGAUACGGAUCGAAUUGGAGAGUUGGAUUCACUGUUGAGGCAAGAACUAUCUGAAGCAUUAGCCGAAAAUAAACGAUUGGAAGUUCUAACCUUAAAAUUAACCACCGAAAAAACACAACUAGCCCAUUCGGUAAUUUAUGAUAUUUGAUGCCACUUAUAGUGUUUUAGCUGGCUCUUCAAAAAGAUAAAUUAGAAGUUAUGGAAUCUCAAGUCGAAAAUGCGAAGAAUCAAUUUGAAGAUGCCAAGUUUGAAGUCGCCAAGGCCAUUAACAAAGAGGAAAAGUUGGAAGGACAGAUUAUUGAGGUGGGAAGACAUGAUUUAUAUUUUUAUCUUGUAAUUUAGUUGAAACGGCAACUGGAUAAAGCAAAAACAGCAGCCGUAGAAGAAGCAGCCCGAGAAAAAGGAGAGAAAUCAAAGGCAGAAACAUCGGCAGGGAUCUCAGAAACACAAUUAGAAGAGCUCCAAGGAGAUAUUGAGAUUCAAACAGAUCUGGCGGAGAAAAGAUUGGCCGAAAUUCAACAGUUGACGACUCAAAAUCAAGAGUUGGCUGCAAAAAUUGUAGAAUUAAAUAAUGCGGUGAGUUAAAAGUGGUAUAAAUUGAUGUUAUUGUGUUUAGAUCAAGUUCUUGCCCACAUGUGUGAUCCAAUCUUCUCCUGAUUUCAUUUGUCUUCGGCUCAGAUAUACGAAUCUUGUGGAUGAGGCUAAAAGGAUAGAGUAGGAUAAUAUUUUUAUAGUUAUUAUUAUGAUUUUAGUCAAGAAAAUGCUCUUCUCAAGGGUCAUAUCAUGGAAUUGAGGACUUGUUACGACGCUCAAGUGGCUGAACUCAGAGUGAGAAUUUUGUUAUGUUAUACGUGACAUAUUUAUGUUUACUAUAGUAGGUAAUAUUUUUAGAACGAAUUUACAAUUGGAAUGGAAAGAUUAAGAGAGAAUUGCACAAUGAUGAGCUCAGAAUUAUUGGCAGUGAAGAAGGAAUGCUCAUUGAUGGAAUUGGAAUUCAAACAAAAAUAUGAAAGUGAUGCCAUUGAAGCGAGGAAUUAUAAAGAGAUGAAACGGUUCUUACAAUCAGCCAAAGAUGAGAUCAGAAGAAAAGGAGAGGAGAAUUUGAGGCUUAGGAACGAGAUUAAGAAGUUGAAAGAGCAUGCAGAUGGGGUCAGUUUAUAUUGUAGUAGAUUUUUAUCAAGAUAUUUUUGAAUUUUUUUUAUAUUGAGGUUGUAAAUAUUUGAACAAUUGCUUUUUCAGAACAAGGAAGUAGAUUCUACAGAUAAUAUUGACAUAAAACCGGAGUUGAAAGACGUCAAAACUGAGUCUUUGAAUGCCAAUGUGGAAGUUCACCCAGAGAUUGAACAGUAUCGAAAAGAAAUUGCAAGAUUAUCUCAGUUCAAUGAGAAACUCAAGCGACAAAUUGAUUCCUACGCACAUUCGGAAAGAGGAUUGAUGAGUGAAAUUGAGAAUACAGCUACAGCAGUCGAAGAAUUGAUGAAUCAGAACACAUCAUUGGCCGAGAGGGUCUCGGAACAAGAGGAAACUUAUAUAAAGAUGGUCAAGGAUGGACUCCAGAAUGAAACGGCGUCUCGGACUCUCAAACAAGCUCUCGAAGUACUGGAACAGAAGGUGAAGAUAGUGGAGAGUGAAAGGGAAGCGAUGAGAUUUGAACUUCAACAACACACAGAGAAGGCGGAACUUUGCAAGCAAUGUACGGUGACGGUGGAAGCAACUUUGAAGAAAUUGAAUGCCACAUACGAAGCAACGCGAAGGAAUCUGAUGAAUAUGAAUGUGGAAUUAAAUGAACUCAAGAUUAGGUAUGAGAAACAAAGUGCCGAGGUUCAGGAUCUUCGACAACAGCUGAAAGAAAGAGUGGCCGCUAUUGAAGGAUCAAGGGGGAAAAUGAAUCGUCUAAAAGAAGAGAAAAAUAUCCUGAAGAAGAAAUUACAUCGAGCAAAACAGGCUGCGGAUUGUGAGAACUUUGAUGAGUUACUAAUGGAGGAGAACAAAAUGCUCAGAGUAUGUUUAUAUUAUACAUGGGUAUUAGAAUUGGAUUUUUGAGGAGAUUGUUUGUUGUGAUGAGUGUACCAUUUUAUGCGUUGAAAAUUCUCAUCAGGACGUCCUCUACUUGUUUUUGAGAAUUGAAUUUAAAUUCGAAAGCAUUCCGGUUAACUUUGAGGAUGGUUUAGAGAGUGGGGUUAAGUGUAAUAUAAAGAUUUCCAAAUUUUUAGGUGUUUUGUGUUGGAGUACCAAGGUUUUUUUAAAUUUUUUGUUUUAUUUAAAAAAUUUCCGGGCUUUGCUUCUGAAAACUUCUGAAUUUUAGAAGUUUUUUUCAUACCUUAACAUUAAUUUUAAGGUCAUGUGUAAUAUAAAGUGAUUAAAAUUUAUAUAUUUUAUCUUUUUAGGAGUCCCUUGCCUGCCCCAGCUGUAAAACCGGCGACAAGAAUACAGUUCUCACCAAAUGUUUCCACGUUUUUUGUAUGGAGUGCGUCAAGAAGAGGUAUGACGGACGGAGUCGUAAAUGUCCCAAGUGCAAUGCCGCUUUCGGAGCCAAUGAUUUCCAUCGAAUUUAUAUCGAGUAA